Brassica oleracea var. oleracea is the source of this 2061-nucleotide messenger RNA. RefSeq lists its product as uncharacterized. The transcript has 7 exons. The record is from RefSeq and is a predicted model, not a curated record. Bases 364 to 1770 code for a protein of 468 amino acids. NCBI's taxonomy places the organism in Eukaryota, Viridiplantae, Streptophyta, Magnoliopsida, Brassicales, Brassicaceae.
UUUGAAGAAACCCAAAUUCAAAGGUACUCAAUUUCAUCUGAACCCUGGUCCCUUUCUUCAAACCAAAGAAUGAUUACACCAAAUCCAAGUUUCCCCUAUAAAUGACUAUUCUCAUAUAAUAUAAAGUUUACUUCUCUUCUCUCCCUCUCUACCUCUUCUUUUAUCCAUUUACUUAUUAAUGUUUCUAAAAAUUUGCAAAACCCUUGAUAAAAUAAACUUUUGAUUCCAUCACAAACCCUGUAUUAAUAUCACCAUUAUGUACCCAUAUGCCCAAAACUUUCGCAACACUCAACCCUAAUAAUUUUUUGUUGAAUCAUUCUUUAUUGUUUUCUGUUCUUCUGGGGUUUCUUAGAGAAAGUGAUUAUGUGUUUAAUGUGUUUGUUGGGAGAUGUGUCAGAAACAUCAAGGAGACGAACAACAACAAUAAGGAACCCUAUUAAAUGUUGUCUUUUGAAUUACUCGAGAAGAAGAAAACAACAGCACAUCAGAUGUUUUCAUCAUCAUCAUAGUCCGCACCAAGUUUCAUUCAAGUCCAUUACCAUGUUUUCUUCUAGCUUCCUCAGAUUGGUUCUAUUACUAUGUCUUGUCUCUUCUUCCUUCUCCACCGCUUCUCCCUCAAAUACUACCGCCGCCGAUCAAACUCUCAGGCCGCAAGAAGAGCUCCAGAAGCUGAAACUGAUUAGACAAGAACUCCAAAAAAUCAACAAGCCCGCCGUCAAAACCAUUCAGAGCUCAGAUGGAGAUACAAUAGAUUGUGUUUUGUCUCAUCAGCAACCUGCUUUCGAUCAUCCUCUCUUACAGGGACAGAGACCAAUGGAUCCACCUGAGCUCCCCAAAGGAUACAUCAAAGAUGAAAAAUCCUACGAAGAUUCUCAACUAUGGAGUUUAUCCGGCGAGUUUUGCCCGGAAGGCACAAUUCCGGUAAGAAGAACAACGGAACAAGACAUGCUAAGAGCAAGUUCUGUUCGGAGAUUUGGUCGGAAAAUCAGGCGCGUGAGGAGAGAUUCCACAAAUAACGGACACGAACAUGCGGUGGGAUACGUAUCCGGGAGACAAUACUACGGAGCUAAAGCAAGUAUAAACGUAUGGUCGCCACGUGUUGCUAGCCAACACGAGUUCAGUCUUUCUCAGAUUUGGGUUAUCGCCGGUUCGUUCACUCACGAUCUUAAUACCAUCGAAGCCGGUUGGCAAAUUAGUCCUGAGCUAUACGGAGAUACUUACCCAAGAUUCUUUACCUAUUGGACGUCCGAUGCAUACCGAUCGACGGGUUGCUACAAUUUGUUGUGUUCCGGUUUUGUUCAAACCAACCGGAGAAUCGCGAUAGGAGCUGCAAUUUCUCCUAGAUCUUCGUAUCGAGGUGGACAAUUCGAUAUAAGCUUAUUAAUCUGGAAGGAUCCCAAGCACGGUCACUGGUGGCUACAAUUCGGGUCGGGUACAUUAGUCGGUUACUGGCCAGCGUUUCUAUUCACGCAUCUAAAGCAACAUGGGAGCAUGGUCCAGUUCGGAGGCGAGAUUGUGAAUACCCGACCUGGUGGUUCACACACUUCGACCCAAAUGGGCAGUGGCCAUUUUGCCGGUGAAGGUUUUGGUAAAGCAUCGUAUUUCCGGAAUCUCCAAGUGGUUGAUUGGGACAAUACUCUUCUUCCCGUUUCGAAUCUAAAGAUUCUCGCUGAUCAUCCCAAUUGUUAUGAUAUAAGAGGUGGGACGAAUCGUGUGUGGGGUAAUUAUUUUUAUUAUGGAGGUCCAGGGAAAAACCCUAGAUGUCCAUGAAGAAUCAGGAAACGUACGUUACUAUUAUUCUUUACAUGUAGUGGCUUAAUGAUUUUUGAGAUUAGAAAGGAAUUUACAAGUAUCUUUGCGGCUAGGUGUGUUUGCAAAUAUCAUGUGGAUGAAUUUAUCACCACGAGGGCACUUUGUUUUUGUUUUUUCACAGAUGGUAAGUAUAAAGUUGGGCAGUGUUAUAUUUUUUGUUUGUUUUAUUUUUAGGAAAUUGUGAUAUUUUACGGAUUUUUGUAAUGUGUAAAUGUAGACUAUUCAUAAGACCGAAUGUUGUAUUGUCAU